GAGGACCACGAAAACACCGAGUUUGGCUCAGCACUUUCUCUCCAGAAAGGCGGGCGGAGCCGAAAACCAAACAAACGUCUUCUUAGAGCUUGGGGGCGGGGCAGGCGGGAGCAGACGGAGCCUCCAGAGCCGAAGCCUUCGCGGAGUUGGUUUUUCGGUUGCUGGUCGUUGUGGCCGAGAGGUCUGAGGUCGGGCUGAGACGUGGGGAGCAAUGGCGACCUUUGUGAGCGAGCUGGAGGCGGCCAAGAAGAACUUGAGCGAGGCCCUGGGGGACAACGUGAAACAAUACUGGGCUAACUUAAAGUUGUGGUUCAAGCAGAAGAUCAGCAAAGAAGAGUUUGACCUUGAAGCUCAUAGACUUCUCACACAGGAUAAUGUCCAUUCUCACAACGAUUUCCUCCUGGCUAUUCUCACGCGUUGUCAGAUUUUGGUGUCUACACCAGAGGGUGCUGGAUCUUUACCCUGGACAGGGGGUUCUGCAGCCAAACCUGGAAAACCAAAGGGAAAGAAAAAGCUUUCUUCUGUUCGUCAGAAAUUUGACCAUAGAUUCCAGCCUCAAAAUCCUCUCUCGGGAGCCCAGCAGUUUGUGGCAAAGGAUCCCCAAGAUGAUGAUGACUUGAAACUUUGUUCCCACACAAUGAUGCUUCCCACCCGGGGUCAGCUUGAAGGGAGAAUGAUAGUGACUGCUUACGAGCAUGGGCUGGACAACGUCACCGAGGAGGCUGUCUCAGCUGUGGUCUAUGCGGUGGAGAAUCACCUUAAAGAUAUACUGACAUCAGUUGUGUCAAGAAGGAAAGCUUAUCGACUACGUGAUGGUCAUUUUAAAUAUGCCUUUGGUAGUAAUGUGACCCCACAACCAUACCUGAAGAAUAGUGUAGUAGCUUACAACAACUUAAUAGAAAGCCCGCCAGCCUUUUCUGCUCCUUGUGCCGGCCAGAACCCAGCGUCUCACCUGCCCCCUGACGACGCCGAGCAGCAGGCUGCACUCCUGCUGGCGUGCUCGGGGGACACGCUGCCCACAUCUUUGCCGCCGGUGAACAUGUACGACCUUUUUGAAGCUUUGCAGGUGCACAGGGAAGUCAUUCCUACACACACUGUAUAUGCUCUCAACAUUGAAAGGAUCAUUAUGAAACUCUGGCAUCCAAAUCAUGAAGAGCUGCAGCAAGACAAAGUCCACUGCCAGCGCUUGGCAGCCAAGGAGGGGCUUUUGCUCUGCUGAAUUAGGAUUUGAGGGUGUGGGACCCUCAGCAAAUUCAUUGAUUAUUGAGAAUUGAAUGUUUUGGGGGUCCACAUUUCAAGACUGAAGUGUGUAGAGUAAAUAUAACCUUUCCUAUGGAAAUGUGAUAGUACAUUUUGUGUUGCUACUGUGAAGCCAUUAACAAAUCUGAUUUUAAUAAUGACCCAUAUCUCUGUAUGUAUGUGUGUGUGUGUUCCCAGUUAUGGGAAUAGGCACUGAGAAAGUUCUGUGCCUGGAAUGGUGCUGUUUAGACAUCUGAGGCCUAUCCUGUGGUCUGCAUGUGAGGUAGGUGACAUUCUAGAACAAAGAAGCUGUUAUAACUUAGUCCCCACGAUCAGCAGGACAUCUGUGUGUUUAGAGACGUCACGUAUUCUGUAUCUGGCAAGUCUAAAAUUUCUGCUUUCCUCCUGAAGAAAGAACUGUGCUUUUAACACAGUGUUAAAAAUCGGUUAUCAUUUUUAGUGACCAGUUUUAUAUAUAUAUAUAUAUAUAUAUAUAUAUAUGUAUGUUUUGUGACCAGUUUAAUUUUUAACAGGUAUAGGUAGUUGCCUAAAGAUUCAUUACAACUCCAUAGAAAAUAAGACUUAGAAAUGCUGUGCUAUUAGACAAAAUAAAGUCCUUUCUUUAAAUUAAAAACCAAAUCAAAACAAUCUUAGAAUGUAAUUAACCUUAUAAAAUAUCUUCUCAUAACUCAUUUCUUUUAUAGAGUUGUUUUGCCCAAAGACUUUGAUUGGCAGGUUCAUCUAUUAAUUAUUCCUAUAGACUGUUUUAAGAAGUCCAUGUAAACAUAUUGGAUUUAUACUUGGUAAUUCUCCUAUUCCUAUGAGAUACCUUUUUCUAUACUUUCAAAUGGCAGUGUUACGAAUAACUGUUUGUUUCUUUAGAGAUAUGUUGCUUUUUAGUCAAGAGGUGUUAUUGGUGGAUACAUUAGAAUGUACAGAUGGGUUUAAGUAGGUCUGAAUAAUAUAUGUAUAGAUACGUAUAUAUGGUUCAAUAUCUGGAUCUGUGUAUUUGGUUUUGUACUUUAAAUGCAACAAAUAAACCU
This is a messenger RNA of Balaenoptera ricei (Rice's whale), 2282 nucleotides long. It is a transcript of the gene TADA1, whose product is annotated as transcriptional adaptor 1. NCBI's taxonomy places the organism in Eukaryota, Metazoa, Chordata, Mammalia, Artiodactyla, Balaenopteridae. The transcript is spliced from 8 exons. Gene Ontology annotation, biological process: regulation of transcription by RNA polymerase II. Gene Ontology annotation, molecular function: transcription coactivator activity. Gene Ontology annotation, cellular component: SAGA complex. Bases 212 to 1219 code for a protein of 335 amino acids. The record is from RefSeq and is a predicted model, not a curated record.